This is a messenger RNA of Populus nigra (black poplar), 901 nucleotides long. RefSeq names its product succinate dehydrogenase assembly factor 1, mitochondrial-like. Gene Ontology annotation, biological process: mitochondrial respiratory chain complex II assembly. The record is from RefSeq and is a predicted model, not a curated record. NCBI's taxonomy places the organism in Eukaryota, Viridiplantae, Streptophyta, Magnoliopsida, Malpighiales, Salicaceae. The transcript has 2 exons. Gene Ontology annotation, cellular component: mitochondrion. The coding region runs from base 410 to 712 and encodes 100 amino acids.
UACCCCCCCCCCCCCCCCCCUCUCCAGCUGAAUCUAUAACCAAAAAGUCACCAUUCUCUCUCGCAUACUAGCUGAAUCUGUUCUUCCUUUCCUACACUCUUGAUCCAUUAUCAAUGGUUUGGAAUUUGUUUCAGAUUCAUCUAAUUCCGGUGAUGGGUUUUCACUUCUUUCUCGAUUGAAUUACGUGAAGAAAUCAUCCCUCUCUCUAUGAAUUCUCUGUACUGUUGAUCAAAACGAGAGGCAAUCAUUCUCUUACAAUACGUGUUCACAGGUGCUUUCCAAGUUCCUUGGUAAAAAGGACAAGGACCCAGUUCAUUGAUCUGGUCUAAGAUUCCUUCUGCAAUUUUUUUUCUUCACUAUUGCUUUAGAAGACCAAAAUCUGAUCAGUGAAGUGCAUUGAAAUUAUGCAAUGGGACCAUCAACAGGAGGAAGAACAAGACUCUCUGGAAUGCAGAAGCAAGUGCUUACUCUGUACCGGGGCUUCUUACGAGCAGCUCGUUCAAAGUCCCCUGAAGAUCGACGGCAGAUUGAAUCCUUUGUUUCAGCUGAGUUCCGCCGCAACUCCAAACAAGUAGAUCGCAAGAAUUUCAUCUACAUUGAGUACUUGCUUCGCCGUGGUAAGAAGCAGCUUGAGCAGCUCAACAGUCCUGAUACUGUUGGAUUGUCAUAUAUGAAUGCCACUUUCUCUGAAACUGAAAAUCCCAAAAACUAAGUCGAGAUGAAUUACUGACAUCUGCGUAAUAUUGUGACAUCUUUUUUUCUUGUGCAAUUUAUUUCUAGUUCAAACAAUUCUGUUCAUAAAACGCCUGCAGUAAUUUUUUUCAGUUGUCUUAAGCAGGUUUGCAUGCCAUUGUUCUAUUGAGGCCAUGCUUGAUGGUUAAACCAAUGUUAGUUUCUUCUA